This is a messenger RNA of Polychytrium aggregatum, 896 nucleotides long. RefSeq lists its product as uncharacterized. The transcript is spliced from 2 exons. Bases 24 to 896 code for a protein of 290 amino acids. Lineage: Eukaryota; Fungi; Chytridiomycota; Chytridiomycetes; Polychytriales. The record is from RefSeq and is a predicted model, not a curated record.
AUCUCGUCCAUGCAUCUCGCGAAAUGCUGCCUGCCGCAGUGCACCCCUCGCUCCCCCCGGCCGUCCGGCUGCUGAUUCUGGGCUUGGGCUGGACCGGCCAGUUUGUUGCCCGGCUGGCUGCGCGAGAAUCGCUGGCCUUUGCCGCCACAACGACCUCCGGCCGCGAUGGUACCCUGACUCACCCUCCCGGUCUUGUCUGGUUCCAGAAAUUUGUCUUUGAUCCCAAAUCCACCGACGACGCUGCCUAUGCCGGCCUGCCCAGGGCCGAGUUCAUCCUGAUCACCUUUCCCAUUCACUCUGCCGAAGGCAUCCAUAAUCUGGUUCAGACCUACGAACGUGUCCACGACAUCAAGUCAAGUCUCAUUCUGCUUGGCUCGACCUCCGCCUUUGCUCCAUCGCCGCAGAACCCCCUCUGGCUCGAUCGUCAUUCGUCCCUGGUUCAGCCCUUGCCGGAUCGAUGUCUCGCCGAAAACAGACUGCUGGAGCUUGGGGGCUGCGUGCUGAAUCUGGCGGGUCUCUGGGGUGGCUCCCGCGAUCCUCGAAACUGGGUCUCUCGAGUGGCGGGCGACAAGGAUAAGCUCUCGAUGAAGGGCUCCCUCCAUCUCAUCCACGGCACCGAUGUUGCGCGUGCUGUCCUGGCUGCGUUCCAGUCGUUCACGCCCGGAGAGCGCUGGAUCGUCUCAGACACCCGGGUAUACGACUGGUGGCAUCUCGCAUCCGCCUGGGGCAGCGCCGGCUCCAGCAGCCCCCGGCCCGAAGCCAGAUGGGCUCUGGAGCUGAUGCAGCAGCACGGCGUCCGCGCUCUGCCACGCAAUACCGAGCUCCUUGGCAGGGCGCUGGAUUCGCGGGAGUUCUGGACCCGCUUUGGCAUCGAGCCCAGCGUCGCCUUGGCCUGA